Molecule: messenger RNA, 1415 nt
Organism: Rhodofomes roseus
Lineage: Eukaryota; Fungi; Basidiomycota; Agaricomycetes; Polyporales; Fomitopsidaceae
Exons: 5
Coding region: 171-1325 (384 amino acids)
Source: RefSeq, a predicted model, not a curated record
UUUCUCCGCUGCAUGCUUCAUCUAUUUGGGGUCCACACAAGGUCCACAUGAUGUUGAACGAAGACAAGAGACGCCGUACCCGGUACCGCUUUUGCCUGUUGUAUUAUUAUAAACAUGGAGAGGUGCGCUCGCAAUCAACCCGCCUUCGCGCACCUAUACGCUGAACCACCAUGGGCAACUCAUCUUCGAAAUCGCCCAAACAAGCCUCCUUUGGCAGAUCGGACUCGAUAUCCAAACCGAAGGCACUCGCCUCCAACGCGGAUCCAGGAAUCAAAGAGGAUCAGCACAACGGAACCCCUGGUGGCGUAUCUCAGGCUCGUGUGCACAGACAUGCUACGGCGCAGGUCUCGCAUAGCCCAGGCUAUCUAUCUGCUCACACUGCUGGCCCACAUCGACGGAGUAGGUCUGCGGUAGCCAUGUUGAAUGCGUCGCGGGCCGUCCGCGAAUCUGCCCCACCUCCGUACGAAGUGGCGGUGGGCGCCGGUAUGCCCGGUCCAAGUACCCUCGCCGUUCCACAAGCCAAUGUCAAUGCGAGACGGAGGUCGUUCGCGGGUGCGUCGAUUGUCCGUGCUCCGGCUGGAGUGCCGUCGAUGUCGGUAGCGGAGCGCAUGGAGGCACUGAGGCGACCAAUGCGCCAGAACAGCGUAGAGGAUGCCUUAGAGACAUUGCGCAAGUAUAACACCGUGAUUGUGGUUGAUGACUCUGGGUCGAUGGCAGGUAGUCGAUGGAAAGAAGCUCGGAAUGCAUUGGCAGCCCUGGCGGGCAUUGCAUCAAAGUAUGAUACCGAUGGGAUUGACGUCUGCUUCCUGAACAGUAAGCAUGUCGGGAACAACGUGAAGGACCCAGAACUCGUCCGACGAUUGUUCGAUACAGUAAGGCCUGGGGGACCCACGCCCAUCGGCGAGAAGCUAGAGACUCUGCUCCUGUAUUACCUUGACGGUUUGGAGAGAGCCAAAGCCCGCGCGGACGAGGGGGAUCACUCCUUCAUGAAGAGCAUCAAGCCAGUCAAUUAUAUCAUGAUCACAGACGGCGCCGCAACGGAUGAUCCUGAAGCUGUUAUUGUGGCAGCUGCCCGGCGACUCGAUACGCAUAACUUCCCGCUUACACAGGUCGGAAUCCAAUUUGUUCAGAUUGGUAACAGUCCGGAUGCCACUGAGUUCCUGAACGAGCUCGACAACGGACUUGGCCAGAAUUAUGGCAUACGCGAUAUCGUCGAUACUACACCUUACUUAGGCGGUGAACUGAACGCAGAAAUCAUCAUCAAGAUCCUGCUCGGAGGGAUCAACCGACGAGUCGACAAGAGGGGCGGCCAGAGCGUUGUCUGACCGAGGAUCCAUGAGUUCCGUUGCCGACUUGUUUCAUUCAUGACACUUCUGUAAUCUUCAGUUGACAUUUCUUGUGUGCGCCUCGCAUCC